Messenger RNA from Colletotrichum truncatum, 2190 nucleotides. NCBI's taxonomy places the organism in Eukaryota, Fungi, Ascomycota, Sordariomycetes, Glomerellales, Glomerellaceae. The record is from RefSeq and is a predicted model, not a curated record.
AUGACUAGAGAAGGGGAAAGUCCUGGCAAUGCGGCAGAUAACGAAACGGAGAUGGGAGCCUCGGGGUCGCGGGGGAAACGCUCAAGUAACGCAUGCAUUCGCUGUCGAGAACGAAAGGUCAAAUGCUCAGGUUCCGUGCCCUGCGUUAACUGCAUACGCAAGGCAACCGAAUGCGUGUUCGACAAGGAGGAUAGAAAGGUUAUGGUCUCUGAGAGGUUUUUAAAUGAGCUGAAGCGCAAGUCUGGUUAUGCAGACCACGGUGGGCCUUCAACAUCGCCCGUUGCGAAGCGGUCUCGAUUACACCGAACUCCUUCGCCCACUGCAGACGAUAGACAGCAUUCUAAGACGGACAGGUCUUCUCGAGUAAAUGCAGAUGGUGAUACUGUCCAAGCGUUCACCUCUGUUGCUGUUGACGAUGGCACCACAAUUGUUGGCGGAGACGAGGACCUGGGCGAUCGGCGACAUGAAGGUUUUGAAACAAUGCGAAACCCUUUGGCAAGCGGAUCUUCCAGGUUCCUGACGGAUUCAACGGGCAGACGACGUUGGCUUGGUCCCACUUCAACCUGGGCAUACAGUCGGCAAGUCUUGACUAUGAUUCAAGGACAGCUAGUUCAGCAUGAAUCACCUGAGGUUCCUUUGAAGGUCGACGCCCAGGCAUUUAAAUUAGACUGGCCUUCCUCUCGAGAAGUCGUAUCGAAACCUCCAGUCGAUAUUCCCUCACUAGAUUACGCCCUCUAUCUCACCAAUACUGUGAAGUUCCAUCUUGGUCAGACCUACCAUCUCUUCGAGGAAGAACUUUUCAUGAAUGGGUUGUAUCAAUUCUACAGGAGUGGUUUGAAGACAGGAUCAACUGCUAAUGGCCGAUUGUGGUAUAUUCAUUUCCUUCUCAUCAUGGCUUUCGGCAAGGCCCUCCUCGUUCCAGGUACACCAGAUCAAAAUCCUCCCGGGAGCGGGCUAGUCUCUCGUGCGCUGGAGCUACUGCCUGAUACUCAUGGUCUUUAUGAAGAUCCGGUUCUGUCUGUAGAGAUACUGUGCUGCCUUGCUUUGUACUUGCAAUCAGUCGAUCACAGAAACAGUGCGUAUACUUAUAUCGGGAUAGCCUUUCGCAUUGCUCUCACACAAGGCCUUCACCGAGAGCCUCUACAGCACCUUCUGAGUGAGAAUGAAGCCAACCGCCUCCGUUGCAUAUGGUGGACUCUGUACAUCCUGGAUCGAAAGCUGUCCUCUUUGAUGGGUGCUCCAAACUCAAUACAAGAUAGCGACAUAACUGUGCAGCUUCCCAAGCCAGAUCCGGCGAUCAACAAGUAUAAAGCUCUUGGUAUCCAUGUAGUUGUCUCCCAGCUACUGGCCAAAGUCCUGAACACCGUAUAUGGUGUAGAUGGGAGGCUUGAUCCAUCUUUUUUGAGGAACGUUCAAGAAGUCCUGCGGGACAUGGCCAGACUUGUGCCGCAGCUUACAGCUGGCUUCGAAUUCAAGUUUAGCAGCAGCGAACCAGCUUCCAGGGUUUCCGCCACUCUUAAUUUAUGUUAUCAUCAGUGUGUUGUGCUUGCAACUCGUCCUCUACUGAUGUGUCUGUUGCAAGACCUCUUGGCGAGAAAAGACCACACACAUCAAAACCUUGCAAGCCCAAUAAAGGCACUCCUUCAAACAUCAUCAGAAUCUGCUAGCAAGUCCCUUCGUAUUUUAUCUAGGUUAAAAUCACAACAUCUUCUAGAGACUUUCCUUCCGUUCGACCUAGAGCACACUUUCUCAUCUGCAUUUGUUCUCGCGCUUAUGGGUGCCAUACCUGGACUUCCCGAUCGCGAAAGUAACUAUAUGAAAACCACAUCCAGCAUUCUUGAUGCCAUGAUUCUUCGUGGCAACGUGGUUGCACAAUUUCGAAAGGAGGAAUUAGAGAAGCUGCAGGAGAUAUUGCGGCUUGUCCAAUUUGAAUUAGAUACCACACCAGCAACAUGCAAUGGAGGCAGGCAACCAUCACAGAAUCCUGGGAUGGAUAUAAAUCCUUCAGGAGGAGGGCCCCCAACCGACAGCACUGUUAACGGCCUGGCAUCCGAGCAAAUACUAUCAAUAGCAGGGCUUCUUGACUGGGAGCCGAACGUAUCUACCUUCAGCGACGAUCAACUUGUCGGUAGCUGGUUGUGGACAGACACCAUUGCUGAUGACUUCGACCUCAGUGGAGACCUGCUAUGA